Molecule: messenger RNA, 1400 nt
Organism: Alternaria rosae
Lineage: Eukaryota; Fungi; Ascomycota; Dothideomycetes; Pleosporales; Pleosporaceae
Product: kinase-like domain-containing protein
Exons: 3
Coding region: 84-1400 (438 amino acids)
Biological process (GO): protein phosphorylation
Cellular component (GO): cytoplasm
Molecular function (GO): ATP binding; protein serine/threonine kinase activity
Source: RefSeq, a predicted model, not a curated record
CGUAUUGUGCAAGCUAUGCUAGGGUACCUUCCUACGAAGCACCUUUGCUGCCACCCCAAUCUCAUAUACCCCACCCUUGCAAAAUGGAUUCACUCAAGCACAUAAGCCGGAUCUUCCUGGGUCUCAGUGGAGAGCGAGGCAAGGCGAGCAUGAAUUCGCCAUUCAACACAAAUGAUUUAGAGGACUACGCAAAGUUCAAAAGGCUAUUUAGCCAAACACGUUGGUUGGGGGAAGGGGGUGAUGGCACAGUCUACGCAUACCAACACAAAUAUUCAAAAGCGCUUAUUGCAGUAAAGACUCCAAUUGCGUACGACACUCCAUACCAUGCAUCUCAAGCAGCCAAGCGCAUCAAUGAAGAGAUCGUAAAUCUUACAAUCCUCGGUCAACAUGAGCACAUCGCCGGAAUGCUAGCAUGGUCGCAUAACCAUCAUCCCGCGGCCCCAGCAAUCUUCCUUCCAUUCUGCCAGCUAGGAGAUCUUCUUACGUACAUGGCCGACUAUAAAAAACAGCAACUCCAUCAUUCAGCGUCUAUCAUACGAACAUCCGAAGUCACGAUCUGGAAGUGUCUUCGCGAUAUGGCUCUUGCUCUGGAUUACUUGCACAAUAUGAACGACGAUUUUGGCUACGUACACAACGACAUCAAACCAGACAACAUCCUAGUCGAAUUUCCCAAAGGCUGGAACACAGAAGAUGGGAUUCCCGAUGAACCAGUUUUCAGAUUAACUGACUUCGCUCGCAUGACAAGAUACCCUCUACUCGAAGGCGAGAAGCCCAACAAAGAUUUUCUCGGUACACCCGAAUACGCACCACCAUUAGCUGAACAAAGGAACCAGCGUCCGUCCGCUGAUAUCUGGGCUCUGGGUGCAACCUUACAAACGCUCGCUUUGCGCAUGUAUCCCGUUCAAUCGCGGGAGUCUUUCAUUGAGAGCCGCUUGAAAGCAUACAAACCAGCGCCUAUCCUGGAAGACGACGGCGCCUGGAAACGAGUGCAUUGGCGCGUUCUCAUACCCACCGUUUAUCGACCCCUCAAUGCUACACAAGAGGAACUCGAAAAGUACCACGACGUCCGGAGAAGUAUCUCUACCGACGAUGUGGACGCGCAUAGGGUGUGGAAGCAUAGGCCGUAUAGUAAAACACUCAAUAUCUGGUAUAAGAGCAUGUGGAACCGAGACGAGGAGAAAAGAAUUACGGCGAAGCAGCUUGUCGAGUGGUGUGUUCCGCUAGUUUCGAGGUAUAUUCGUGUCGCACGAAAUACGGAAAAGGCUGAAGAGUGCUUUGAGAAGGCGAAGAUGUCGAGGGAAGAGGUCGAGGGGAAACAGCAGAAUAGGGAGCUGAGGGUCAGGGCUAUCGAGCUUUUUGAUGCGCCUAGCUAUGAAGGUAAUGGUUAUGGUAGUCUUUAA